AUGGAACAUUCUGUACGCGGGCAAAGACAAAGGGCGUUUGCCCCCAAGGCACGCACAGGAUGUCUCACAUGUAAAAAAAGACAUAAGAAAUGCGGCGAGGAAAAGCCAACAUGCCUGCGUUGCAAAGCAGGUGGCUACGUCUGCGAUGGCUACGAGACUAAGAAAGCAGCGCCGUCUGUCAAGUCACGCACUGGGUCUCUCCCUCUGCUAGCUGCAAGACGUCCACUAGUGGCCAACAUUCCUAGAAGACCCCUGAUCCAAAGCAAUGCGAUGGAGGCCAAUUACUACACAUAUUUCUUCUCCAACAUUAUCGGUCACCUCGAAAUCUCUCCUUCGUUGAACAGGGAGUUUUGGAACAAGACACUUCUAGCGCCCAGUCAAAGCAGCGUCUGCAUCAGGCAUGCAGUCUUAGCACUUGGAGCGACCUAUUAUCACUACGCUUCUGGAACCGCACAACCCUCGACAGUAUCUCUUGAUCGUUUCAUCUUGCGGCACUACAAUGAAUCCAUAUUCAAGCUUGCAUAUGAUAAGGACUCAACGUCAGAUACCUCUACGAUACUGACGUGCUGUCUCCUUUUUAUCAUUCUCGAAAGUCUGCGUGGUGAUUUUGAAGAGGCGAUCCGACAUCUCGAGUCUGGCAUAAAGAUUCUAUCAAACCAUACACCCAAGACUUACUUACCAAACGGCCAAGUUGAAGAACUUGCGAGCAUCUUCCACGCAAUCGGCUCUCAGGUCGCUAUAUUCUCCGAAGAUCGCCUCUUCCCAGAUGUGACGCAUCUCCUAAUGCCACCGAAAAGAAAGAAGAAGGGGAUCCCCGGUGAAUUCCGCGAUCUUGACGAAGCUGAAGAUGUCAUGAACAAGUUUGAUGACGUGAUUAAUGAGAUUAGCUGGGACAUGGACCAAGACUGGAAGAAUGAAGACGCAGAGUGUGUUGUACGAUGGGUAAAGUUGCGCCAGGAGGUGCGGGAUUGGAACGCUCAGUUUGAAGUUCUCAUAAACAAGCUUACAGAAAACGGCAAGAGGCAAGUUCAAGUUGAGAGAAUACUCAAUUUGAGAAUUCAACACAAACUAUGGGAAGUCCUGCUCGACGGCGAAUGCAACGAAGACGAGGCGGACAUGGACCCAAAAGAGUGUAACCUCCUCCUUGACCAAGUCGAGCGACUCUGGUGCAACCCCGCGAUUCCGCGAUUUGGUCUAAAGAUUGAUCUAACUGCUGCGUUGUAUCAACUAUACGUUUACUGCCCCGAUGAUCAAGUACGGCAGCGUAUCAUCACCUUGUUACGCUCACAGAAACGGAGAGAGAUUAUAUGGGACAGUGGUGAUCUUGCGGACUUCCUGGAAAAGGAUAUGUGGCAGAGAGCCAUUGGGCUUCAGACGGAGCGAUGGCCCGAUAUUGGACCUUCGAAAUAUGAAGGUGCUUUGUUGGUUCUUAGACCGAGGGCACAGUGA
This is a messenger RNA of Fusarium poae, 1449 nucleotides long. RefSeq lists its product as uncharacterized. Gene Ontology annotation, molecular function: zinc ion binding; DNA-binding transcription factor activity, RNA polymerase II-specific. The transcript is spliced from 2 exons. NCBI's taxonomy places the organism in Eukaryota, Fungi, Ascomycota, Sordariomycetes, Hypocreales, Nectriaceae. The coding region runs from base 1 to 1449 and encodes 482 amino acids. Gene Ontology annotation, biological process: regulation of DNA-templated transcription. The record is from RefSeq and is a predicted model, not a curated record.